Molecule: messenger RNA, 366 nt
Organism: Phycomyces blakesleeanus NRRL 1555(-)
Lineage: Eukaryota; Fungi; Mucoromycota; Mucoromycetes; Mucorales; Phycomycetaceae
Exons: 2
Coding region: 1-366 (121 amino acids)
Source: RefSeq, a predicted model, not a curated record
AUGGAAAGAGAGAAUGGUGUCCGCCAGUUGGAACUCCAUGAGCUUGUGCAUUCCAACGCAGUAGAGUACACUAUAAUAGAUCUGAUGCAUAACCUCUUCUUCGGAACCCCCAAACUCAUCAUGAAAAAGUGGAUAUCAACUGGUCUGAUCUCUAAUGCGCACCUUAUAGCUAUGCAAGACGAUGCUGAUAAGCUUCAUAAGUCCUGGUACCUUGUCUACUCUCCAGCUGUUCUGUCUGGCAGCCUUCCACAAAAACAUUUUGACAACUGGAUGUGCUUUUUCAAUGCCUGUUGGUAUCUAGCCAUGCCAAGCUUGACAUACAAAAACCUUGCUGAGGCACAUUUUUGCUUGGAGCUAUUUGGAUGA